Molecule: messenger RNA, 1700 nt
Organism: Stereum hirsutum FP-91666 SS1
Lineage: Eukaryota; Fungi; Basidiomycota; Agaricomycetes; Russulales; Stereaceae
Product: Pkinase-domain-containing protein
Exons: 7
Coding region: 91-1284 (397 amino acids)
Biological process (GO): protein phosphorylation
Cellular component (GO): cytoplasm; nucleus
Molecular function (GO): ATP binding; cyclin-dependent protein serine/threonine kinase activity
Source: RefSeq, a predicted model, not a curated record
CCUUUAACUACACUCCAAGCCGCUCGUUUCAGCGACUCAAACCUAGACAUUUUCUCUUAGUAUUUCUGACUAGCUAUCGUUCAUAACAUAAUGAAUUACAUCCAGCUUGAGAAGUUAGGUGAAGGGACGUAUGCAACGGUGUACAAGGGUCGCUCACGCACAACGAACGAAAUCGUCGCCCUCAAAGAAAUUCAUCUUGAUGCUGAAGAAGGCACUCCAUCCACCGCCAUCCGCGAAAUCUCACUCAUGAAAGAGCUCAAGCAUGUCAACAUCGUCCGCCUCCACGAUGUCAUCCAUACCGAGACCAAACUCGUUCUCAUCUUCGAGUACUGCGAACGCGACCUCAAGAAGUACAUGGACGCUCACGGCGACCGCGGCGCGCUCGAUCCACACACAGUGCGCAGCUUCAUGUACCAGCUGCUGAUGGGCACGGCGUUCUGUCAUGAAAACAGGGUGCUUCACCGGGAUUUGAAGCCGCAGAAUUUGUUGAUCAAUCGGAAAGGCGAGCUAAAGUUGGGAGAUUUUGGAUUGGCGAGGGCGUUUGGCGUGCCCGUGAAUACGUUCUCGAAUGAGGUCGUAACACUUUGGUAUCGCGCUCCGGAUGUGUUGCUGGGCUCGAGGACAUACAGCACCUCGAUCGACGUCUGGUCUUGCGGUUGUAUCUUUGCGGAGAUGAUCUCUGGCGUGCCGCUCUUCCGUGGGCGGGACAACUCCGACCAACUCCUACACAUCAUGCGCAUAAUCGGUACUCCGGACGACCGAACAUUGCGCAAGAUUGCAGCCGAAUCACCCGAGAUUCAACUGAAGCAGUGGCCUCGCUACCCGAAGAUGCCAUUCCAGCAAGUUCUCCCCAAGGCCUCGCCACAAGCCAUCGACCUGCUUGAACGUCUACUCCAAUUCGAUCCCGCCAAACGCAUCACCUGCGCCGAAGCUCUUAAACACCCGUACUUCACCGCUCCAACCCAUCAAGGCCCUGCCGGCCCACUUUCCGCCACCUCCCCCAUCGCUCCUUCAAACCUCCCGCAACAACAGCAGCAGCAACAGACUGCAGGCUCCAUGGGCCCUCCACCUGCAGUGGCGGCACAUGCGUACGGUAGUGCCGGUGCCGGCCCUGGAUACGCGCAAGGAGGAGCAGUGUAUUCAAACUCGCAGUUGGCGCAUGCGCAGAUGCAACAGGCUCAAGCUCAGGCUCAAGUCCAGGCCCAAGUUCAGCAGCAGCAGCAGCAGCAGCAGCAGGCGGCUUAUGGACAAUAUCCUGCUGCCGCGGCGGGUUAUAGUCGAUAGGUUGAGGUGAGGCAGCUUGGACUGUCGUGGACUUUGAACACGGACCACUUUCCUCGAACCUCUCAUGACUUCAACGUUGUACAGUUUACACGGCCCCUUUUCUUCCGGCAUUUUCACCUGCGUGUUGUAUUGUCUACUUCCGUCGCCCACUAAUGUCUCGCUACCUUAGCCAUUUUCUCCUUAUUUUGUCUCUUUUUUUCUAUACAUACCAUACUCGAGUCGUCAAACUCGACGUCCACAAGCUCAUCGUUUAUUGUCUACUAUAUACAUACAGUAUCUGCCUCGGUUUCCCAACUCUCGGAACCCGAUGGACACCGGAAUCUGUGUUUCGAACUUCGUUGUAUUUGUUAUGUUCGUCAAUGUGUUUUUAUUAUGACCUCCCAGCAUACAUACAAUCUAGAGCGCAUCAUCAUCUU